AUGCACAGCAUUAAAUCUGAUACUGGAAAAAAAAUUUUCUUAAAUGCUCCUGCAGGAACAGGAAAAACUUUUCUUAUAAACUUGCUUUUGACAAAAGUAAGGAGCAAUCGUAGUAUUGCUUUGGCUGUUGCAUCUUCUGGCAUUGCUGCUAUGCUUUUGGAGGGGGGGAGGACGGCCCACUCAGCAUUCAAACAGCCUCUCGAUCUCAUUAGCAUAGAAACGCCAAUAUGUAAUAUACCAAAACAAAGUAAUAUAGCCAAAGUGUUUCGCAAUUCUAAGUUUAUUGUUUGGGAUGAAAGCACUAUGGCGCAUAAAAGAGGUUUUGAGGCACUUGAUAGAUCUCUUAAAGAUAUAAGAAAUAAAAAUGAAGUGAUGGGAGAAGUAACUGUUCUUUUAACUGGAGACUUUAGGCAAACUCUACCAGUUAUACCAAGAGGAAGUCGAGCAGAUGAAGUUAAGGCUAAGUAA
This is a messenger RNA of Aphis gossypii (cotton aphid), 468 nucleotides long. Its product is annotated as ATP-dependent DNA helicase pif1-like. NCBI's taxonomy places the organism in Eukaryota, Metazoa, Arthropoda, Insecta, Hemiptera, Aphididae. Gene Ontology annotation, molecular function: DNA helicase activity. The coding region runs from base 1 to 468 and encodes 155 amino acids. The record is from RefSeq and is a predicted model, not a curated record. Gene Ontology annotation, biological process: DNA repair; telomere maintenance. The transcript has a single exon.